Messenger RNA from Armigeres subalbatus, 7020 nucleotides. RefSeq names its product serine-rich adhesin for platelets. The record is from RefSeq and is a predicted model, not a curated record. The transcript is spliced from 13 exons. NCBI's taxonomy places the organism in Eukaryota, Metazoa, Arthropoda, Insecta, Diptera, Culicidae. Bases 1512 to 6383 code for a protein of 1623 amino acids.
CGCGAGUCAGUUUCGCGUUGGCGGGCAGCCUAAACGGACCACGGAUCUUUUUUUCUAGUGGAUGGUUGAGCAAAAGUCAACAAGAACGGCACAGAGAAAAAAUUGCGCGCGCGUCGCACUCUUGUGGAAAGAACACGUAAUCACCGGUGUUGUGAAUCCUCUCCAGUGUAAAUCGCAUCUCCAAAUUCGCACGUCGAGUUUCGUAUGCCUCGAGUACAACUUUCAACAAGACGAAUCAUAGUUCGAUUGUAGCAUUGAGUAGCUAAGGCACAUUUCUCUGCCUGUGGUCUCAAUUUGGUUCCGGUCUGUUUCUUUGACCCCAAAUCCGGUGGCAUCGAAGAAAGCCCAAGCGAUCAAUUCAACAGCGGGAAAGUGCACAAGAGUGUACGGCGCGACCUCCAGUCCCAAAAGGUGAAAGAUUGAAGUGAGCGAAAAAUUUGCAUCUGGCGCAAAGAACGUUGAACGUUGUUGUGCAGCUGUUUGAAUCGGAUAGAAGACUAGCGUUGCUGUAUAAGCGUGUGAUGAGUUCAUCCGACAAGAAUUUUCGUUCGAUUCCAUAUCCACCGCACAGCUGUUUGCGAACACGUUUGAAGAAGUCAGCUUAAGAGCUUGAAGCAGCAUUUUACCCUGCCCUACGGAAGUUCUGUCUAUCAUCCAUCUCACCUCUCGCAGGCAACUUUGCAAACUGUAAAUAAACAGACUGAAACAGUAGCCGUGUGGCGAAUUCCCGGCAGUCGAUCUUGAUCUUGUGAACACGUUUAUUUUGUUCUGUUGCUCUUGUUCGGUUCGUUAUUAGGUAUAUGUACCAUCAUCAUUGCAGCUGCGAGCUCGGUCUUUGCCCUGCAGAGCUGUAGGUUUGCCAUCCGCCCUGAAUCGUUUGACAGGAAGGAAGGCGCAGAAGAAAGCAGUGUUGGGUAUCGGUGACAGCAGCGCGGACUGUGUAAAGAUCUCACACGGUGUGCAGCCGGUUGGAACAUAACCAGAAAAAAAGUCGUCCAGGGGUUAACGAAACUCAAACUGCCGGUCGCGUGAAGAUCAAAGUUCGUGGGUUGUUUUACUUUGUUUCGGAAAUCAAAGAUUGUAUUUUGGCCGACAAAAUUAGCAUUUUGGCAUAAAAAGUGUGCGGAAAAGCAGAGUCAUUUGGAAACGAUUUUAGGCUUUUGUGAUAGUGAACUUGACAGAAAAUCAAAAGGUAUAAGAAAGGCGUGUGACAAAUCCGAUUAUUACCGGUGAUUAGCUACUGACGCAAAUACAAGAGGAUCUUGGAGAACGCCAGCCAUCUAUUCGCAAGGCUUAUCAAGAUUCCAAUCAUCACGUUCUAUCAAUAACGGAACCACAUCUGAUUCUGCGGAGAACAAAUCGAACGGGUCACCCACUUAACAAAAAAAGAAAAGCAGAAAACCAGUUUCCAGAGCACUCCCGUCGCGGGAAUUUCGGUGAACGCACGCAGCCCUCAUCAUCAACCCGUCAACAACUUCCCAGCCCAAAGUGGAAAAAAUAGAUCAACCAACAUGGAAGUGGCUGCAGCGGCAUCUUCGGCCCCGUCGUCAACGGCCAUAACUGGCCCGACGGCUCUGCGAGGCGGCCCCUUUCAGCGAGAGGUACGCGAGUGGCAGCAUGUCGAUCCAAAUACGGGAGCCCUGCUGACGGGCCGGCUCGAGGCGGACCGCUGGGUCAACGGACCCUUGAACAGCUAUGGAAAGAUGGUUUCACACAACCUGUCCACGCCGGACGGUAGCACCCAGCACACACAGAAAAAGCAGAUGGAAAUCCUUCAAGCCCGGACGGCGUCCGGUUCGCUUCAGGUGGUCCGCGCCCAAACCGUUCAGACAACCUCGUCACGCUGGUCCUCCUCCACACUGCAUUCCGAGAUUUGUAGCAAUGGUGUCAGCACGAGCACCAGCACCACCGCCAGUAGUAGUAGCAGUUUCAGCAAUGGACACCCCAUUCCAGCAAUCACCGCCAACGGCAGCAGCAGUACAAACGUUGGUCACAGAACAAGUGCACUAACGACCAAUGGAUUCUCGAAUCAUCACCUGCAGCAACAGUUCCACCGACCGGCGGUCAUAAAUUCCAGUAGAUUACUGAGCUCGACAUCAUCCGCCACCAACACCAACAGCAGCAUCCUACACAGCACUUCUCAGCAUCAGAGCCCUCAAACGCUUACGCCAUCGAACGCAACUAUGGCCGCAUCGAUGGCGACAACAAAAAUGUCAUCUUCACUUGCAUCCCCGUUGCUGCUGCAGUCGAAUGGGAAUGCGUCGGGCGGGUUUGGUAGCAAGCCAACGGCGCUCAACGGUGGUCAACCGGACAUGCAACGAGGGAACAGCUACAGCCACACCCGCCGGCAGCCGCUGGAUUGGUUCGACAAAUUCAAAGAUAUCAGCGUGAAGGAGGAACCGGCUGAUGCUGACAGCUUUCUGACCCGAGGCAAGAGCGUCUCGAUCGAGGACCUAUCCACAGAACGUGACGAAACCAACUUCGAUGACGACGUCGAACCCACGCAGUGGAAGCGAGUCAGCAAAAUCCGGCGUUCACUGCAAUUCCCAAGGAAAACCGCACCGAAAGUCAACACACGUCCGGCAGACCUUCCAGAGAACUCCGUUAGUGUUUGGAAGAUACGACAGGAAUUAGAAAACGGUCGCCGACUGAAUACCGCCAUGAGGAACAAUCACAUAGACUUCGUGGCCCUGGACAAUAUUCUGAACAGCGUGUCGGAAAUGUGUCCUUCAAAAACUGAGGCUUCUCGAACGCCCACUACUUCAAAAUCUAACGGUUCGUCUUUCCUUACUGCCGAAUCUUUGAAAGAAAUUCGUGGUAAACUGAGGAGACUGAGCAAUGAGUCCCUCUACCGGGAUGAUAUGAGCCCUGGCGAAGACCGCAAGGAGAACGAUGACUCAGUUACGAUCACUGAAGUUGAAACGAGAAUGGGCAAUCUGCAGACAAGCAGUUCAUCAGAUUCGUACAAAAGUAACAGUUUGGAAUCUACGAGGAAAGGAUCGACCGAUAGUAAUUCGGAUGAUUGGCACUCGAGACGAAAGUCCUACGGAUUUGAGAGGAUGCAUCCCCCAUCUGGUUUCAUGGCCAAAAUGGAUUCAUCAACCGAUAGUGGAAUUGGAAGGUCGACCGAUCUCAGCUCCAGUUGGUCCAGUGGUGGCACUGAAACCGCAUCUGCUCCAAGAGGAACAAUUGUUACGUUGGGUGAUCAAAAGGAUAAGUCAAGCAAUCAAGCAAUGGUAAUAAAAAUAACGAACGAAAGCCAGGAAAGUGCCAAGACGAAUCAUCGAGAAGAAGAAGUGAAACGGCACUCGAUCGCUGUCGAUGAAACGAGUUAUGUACGAGACAGCUUGAAAACGAUAUUCGAGAAAAAGACUUCAGUUAGUGUGAAUGGUUUUAGUCAAAUCUUUCUCGAUGAUUUAAGUAGGAACAAGAAAAAGGUUGAGUUUUGCAAAACAGAAGUGCAUUUCACCGCUGAUUCUGGUCGGGUGAACAUAGUUGAAACUGAUGAAAAACCUCCACCAACGAAUAACUUCCGUCGCAGACGGAGAACUUCAGGUGGCUCAAUAGGGUCAUCAUACCUUCAGGCUAUCAGCUCCGGAGCUCCCGUAACGCAUUUUGGAGACUUAGAGAAGGGAAUCAACGAGGCAGAUCUUAAAGAAAAUCCGGUUUAUACCGCACCAAGAGUAAUUACUACCACAGUUAACCCUCCAGAACCUACCCCUCGUAAGACAUUGACCACUUCCGAUGAUAGCGAUGGACAGUCUGGUGAUGAGAUUUCUUUGCGCGGUAUUUUGAAGAAUAAACCUGUUAUCCCAAAACCUUACGUUCUUGGUGAGAACAUGGAGAACAGUGAGAGCUUAUGGGGAGUGAAACUAAGACCUGUUUCAACGGAGUUGAACUACUGGAAUGGAGAAUCAGAUGAAAAACCUCAACCUGCAGGGGACAAGGAAGUGUCAUCCAGUGGUAGCUUCUCUACCAAAAUAAACCUUUCCCAGCAUGAACCAACCUGGAAACCUGAAGAAUCCCUCGAGUCAAACCCGAAGUCAACCACCAAAAUUCGUAUUGAUAUGACAAAGCCAUCCAAUCACUCCGAACAAGCGCCCAAUCAGCUCAAAUCCACUUCGCUCAUAAUGCGCACAAUGCGUUCGGCAAAUCAGUUUGACGAAGCUAUGCGAAAACUUGAAACCGCGCGACGCGAAUCUCUAGACAGCAAUGGUGGAGAUGAACAACGCUCGGCUUUUCAGUUGAUCUCAAGCACAAUUACCAAGUCAAACUCUGCCAGCAGCAUCUUUAAGGAAGCUCCGAAGCUUAGAGUAGCAAAAUAUGCAGCCUCUCUGGAUGGAGAUAUCGACGACGAUGAGUCUCGUUAUCAAGUGCCGAAACCUGCGGCCAGACGUAGUUUCACUAACGAAUCUCGUUUGUUGGACUUCGAGGCGUACAUAAGCAAGAAUAGUGUUCGACGCUCUAGUGUUGAUGAGUUCUCAUCGGUCAGUAUGGUCUCGAGUGUCACCGCUAAACCAGUGGCAGCACCAAGGAUGAAGAAGCUUGGUUCGAACGUAUUGAGCCAUCAAUUAACACAGCUGAAACGGCUAUACGAUGCUGCCGAACAGUACGACAGCGAUGAUAGCGCUAAAGCCGACGCAGAAGUUAAACUCUAUUUAGGCAAUCUUGCUGGAAGCAGUAUCGGCGAAGAGAAAGGAGGCAGCGAGCUGUCUGGCAGCUGGAGCCGUAUCAAAGCAAAGCGAAACAUUCAAAAGUUCCGAGAUCAGGACAUCAAGAUCACCGUUAACUCGGCACCAGAGUUUGAAAUCGUUAAGCCUUCAUCAAAUGGAGUUACUACAACCACAAUUACCAGCGAAAAACAACCGAAAACUAGUAACAUCAUGUCUAUUGCUCUGAAAAGUCCAACGCCAACCAAGAAACAUUCAAAUCCUAGUCCAGUGAAAGCAGCACAAUCGCAAUCGACCGAACCGCUAUCCCCGCACUUCAAGCGAUACAUUCCGAACGCACCUAGCGAUACAACGAACGGCACAGCACGAAACGAAGAACGAGCCUCACUUCGACUGUCGUCCGGUGCACGACAGCUCCGUGAGCACGAGUUAUCGUUCUUCGGUGUCAACACGAGCCAUGGGAACGGAAAUCAUGAAUCGACAAAAUCAUCGAGCACGACCACGUCGAGCUCGCUAAAAUCCGCCACGAACACUACCUUUACGCGAUCGACGACCCUGACUUCGUCGUUCAUCAAACGAAACUCGAUCAACAUGAACCCACUGUCAACGUCCACAUCUGCGGCAUCUACUUCAUCCAACUCAACUACUAAACAACUGUCUUCAACAGCAUCGACGGCGUGGCAGUUAACGAACGACAAACCUGAUUUGCUGCGUCAUAGUCAAAGGGCGGACGCCAUCAAGAAAACUACCAGUACCUCAUCGACCGCAGCCAGCCUGGAAACCAGUACUUCUACAAUGUCCUCCUUAGAUCCACACUAUGAGAACCUAGUCAAACCGGCAUUAGUGGCAAGCGUUCCAUCCUACGAUCGCAAACAAGAUCUGAAGCGGGACGAGCAAAUACUCGAAGAGCUAACACGUGCAGCUGAUGAGAUUCUGAAUGUUGUCAACAACAUGUCGAAUGCUGAAAGCACCGAAAGUAUUCUCAACGAGCAAUAUCGAAACGGUUCGAGCGGUUCCGGUGUUACGCUGGGCACAAUACGCGAGUGCUCCACUACUAACAAGGUCAUGCGGUCUCGUGGCGUUCAGGUAUCGAAGAAUUUCGAUGACAGCCUGAAGCGUCAUCAGCGGUCCACUAGGGUGUCUUCCGCUUCCUCAAACGAAAGUCUUCCUCGGCCAUCUCCUACCCGAUCCACCACCGCAAACUCUUCCACGCGUUCCGCCCAAAUUCCGGAAUCUCGCAAUAGUUCAUCUAAUAGCGGUCGACGUAAGCUGACCAGCUCAGCGACAGAGUCGCGGCGACUCAUACGAAUGUGCAGUAAAGAACGCCUGCAACAAUCGAAUGCCAGUUCCUCGGAAGAUCUGCCCAAUACUACAACUGUGGAACCACCACGAAGGCCUCGUCGCACGCGGUAUCACACCAGCCAAUCGGGAGAUAAGGUUGAAAAGGAUAGUCCAAAGCUUAGCUCCACAAAGAUUCAAACCGCCGACAGUCGCCGAAGCGAUGAAAGGUUAUCGAGCCGGUCACAUCGCAGCGACCGAUCAUCUACAAGAACAAGUAAAGCCCACACUACCAGUGGCGGCACCCUCACUUCAAGGGACGUCAUUCCAGCGACUACAGCGACGACAACAGGCGUUGAACAGCAGCACCGAAUCCGCAGCAAAUCCGGUGCCUCCGUUCUGCAGACUACAUCAUCUAAAAAGCACCAUCGGUAGGAUAGGAAAACGUCCACUUACCCAUUACGGAUUGCACAUAGCGAGUGAAGCCAAGUAUACUGUGCACAUACGCAAACUAACACGGAUCUCGACAGGAAAAUUAAUGGAGUAUGUAUAAUUAAUCAACGAUUUAAAAUGCGAACCCGAUCGAACCCCGCAGAACGCAGAAACUUCUUAAUUUUUAUUUUUUGCAUUACGAAAGCAUUAGAAACAUGUUGCUUGUGUUCCUAUUAUGGUUUGUUUGUUUGAUUUUGAUUUGCGCUGAAAUAAGUCGAAUGGCAUGGGCCACUCUCGCGCUCGACUUCGGCUUGUUGAUAAGAAUUGAACUAAAAUUGCUUUGGUAUUCUCACGAAUGGUUUUAUUUUCCACAUUAACGCGCUACUAAUAAACAAAAUUUAAUGGCUAUAAUUGGCAGAAAGGAAAGUUCCAAUGAACUUUGGUCAUAGGCUUAUGUAUAUCACGUUAUAAAAGAAAGGUGUUUAUUAGUCACAGAGCAGGGAAACAUAGCACAGUUUUUUUUGUUUUGCAGUAUACAUAAACAAUUUAACAUUAUCUCACGAUUAUACUCUACAAAAAAGUCAUACGUUAUAUUUAUACAGAUUCAACAAAAUAAAACAAAAUAAUCUUAAUAGCUAGA